AUGGAUCACUCCGACCUCACAACCGAGCAGGUUUUGAGGAGGGAUAUUCCGUGGGAGACUUACAUGAGUACUAAGCUGAUAACGGGAACAGGGCUUCAGCUGUUGAGGCGUUAUGAUAAGAAACCCGAGAAUUACAAGGCUCAGUUGCUGGAUGAUGAUGGUCCAUCCUACAUUCGGGUACUUAUUAGCAUUUUGCGCGACAUAUUCAAGGAAGAAACUGUAGAAUAUGUUCUGGCCUUGAUCGAUGAAAUGCUAACUGCAAACCCAAAAAGAGCAAGGUUGUUUCAUGAUACGUCUCUUGCAAACGAAGAUACAUACGAGCCUUUCCUGAGAUUGCUUUGGAAAGGUAACUGGUUUAUUCAAGAGAAGAGCUGUAAGAUACUUUCUCUGAUAGUAAGUGCAAGGCCGAAGCCUCAGGAUGCAGCCACUGCAAAUGGGGCCUCAAAAUCGAAGGAACUCACUACUAUUGAUGAUGUUCUAAAAGGACUUGUGGAGUGGCUUUGCACACAGCUGAAGAAGCCUUCUCAUCCUAGCCGUGGCAUUCCAACAGCAAUCAGUUGUCUUUCAACUCUACUUAAAGAGCCUGUUGUGCGAUCUUCGUUUGUUCAAGCAGAUGGAGUGAAGCUGCUCGUUCCUCUAAUUUCUCCAGCAUCCAGUCAACAAUCCAUUCAGCUCCUCUACGAAACAUGUCUAUGUGUAUGGCUUUUGUCUUACUAUGAACCUGCAAUUGAGCAGUUGGGUGCUUCUAGAGCUCUUCCACAUUUGAUUGAAGUUGUUAAGGGUUCCACAAAAGAAAAGGUUGUCAGGGUAAUUGUGUUGACUCUUAGGAACUUGCUUCAAAAGGGGACAUUUGGCGCUCUGAUGAUAGAUCUGGGACUGCCUCAGCUUGUUCAGAGUUUGAAAGCACAGGCAUGGAGUGAUGAGGAUCUGCUAGAAGCUCUGAAUCAACUGGAAGAAGGACUGAAAGAUAACAUUAAGAAGCUAAGUUCUUUCGAUAAGUACAAGCAGGAAGUCCUCCUUGGACAUCUGGAUUGGUCCCCUAUGCACAAAGAUCCAAUGUUUUGGCGGGAAAAUAUUACGAAGUUCGAAGAAAAUGAUUUCCAGAUUUUAAGGGUCUUGAUCACAAUCUUGGACACGUCUACUGAUCCUCGAACACUAGCCGUUGCUUGCUUUGAUCUCUCACAGUUCAUUCAGUACCAUCCUGCUGGGCGUAUCAUAGUGACUAACCUCAAAGCAAAGGAGCGGGUGAUGAAAUUGAUGAACCAUGAAAACCCGGAGGUCACCAAGAAUGCCUUGCUUUGCAUCCAAAGGCUUUUGCUAGGUGCCAAAUAUGCAAGCUUCUUACAAGCCUAA
Messenger RNA from Fraxinus pennsylvanica, 1353 nucleotides. NCBI's taxonomy places the organism in Eukaryota, Viridiplantae, Streptophyta, Magnoliopsida, Lamiales, Oleaceae. The record is from the annotation of a GenBank genome assembly.